Messenger RNA from Panthera uncia (snow leopard), 6994 nucleotides. RefSeq names its product Ras association domain family member 10 (gene RASSF10). The transcript has a single exon. The record is from RefSeq and is a predicted model, not a curated record. Gene Ontology annotation, biological process: signal transduction. Lineage: Eukaryota; Metazoa; Chordata; Mammalia; Carnivora; Felidae. The coding region runs from base 396 to 1916 and encodes 506 amino acids.
GGCUCCCGGGCGCGGCGAGGCAGCGAGGGGCGGGUCCGGACGCCGCGCCUCCCGCGCUCCGGCCGCGGAUCUGGGCGCUGGGGGCGGGCGGGGGAGGAGCCACGUGGGGAGGAGCAAAACCUGGAGGCCCCGGGAACCUUGGGCAGAGCCAGAGCGGCGGGAGCCCGAUCCCGGGCGCACUGCCCAGGGAGAGCGCGCCGUCCGGGCGGAGCACGGCCUCGGCCAUUCCAGCCUGCGUCGGCGCUUGCGUUCGGUGCGCAACCCGGGAGGAGGGCCAGUGCGGACCGGGCGAGUGUCCCAGGCUCCUAAACUGUCCCAGAGCUGCCGGGCUGCCCGCCGUCGCUGCCGCCCCAUUGGGGCCCAGCCCGACCCGCCACCUGCGUCCCGGCUGCACCAUGGAUCCUUCGGAGAAGAAGAUAUCGGUGUGGAUCUGCCAGGAAGAGAAGCUGGUGUCUGGUCUCUCCCGCCGCACCACCUGCUCGGACGUGGUUCGGGUGCUGUUGGAGGACGGCUGCCGGCGGCGACGGAGGCAGCGGCGGGGCCGGCGGCGGGGAACGGCCGGCGACUCUCCAGGCCGGGAGGAGCUUCGGGAACUCCUGGACGAAGACGAGGAGGACGACGACGAGGCGCUGCCGCAGGGCAUGCUGUGCGGGCCCCCGCAGUGCUAUUGCAUCGUGGAAAAGUGGCGGGGCUUUGAGCGCAUCCUGCCUAACAAGACGCGCAUCUUGCGCCUCUGGGCCGCCUGGGGCGACGAGCAGGAGAAUGUGCGCUUCGUGCUGGUGCGCAGCGAGGCGUCACUACCCAACGCAGGUCCCCGCAGCGCCGAGGCGCGCGUUGUGCUCAGUCGCGAGCGCCCCUGCUCAGUUCGGGGCAUCCCCGCGCGGCCCAGCCUGGCCAUGACCCAGGAGAAGCAGCGGCGGGUCGUGCGCAAGGCCUUCCGCAAGCUGGCCAAGCUCAACCGGCGGCGCCAGCAGCAGCCGUCGUCGCCCUGUUCGUCUACGUCGUCUUCCACCGCCUCGUCCUGCUCGUCGCCGCCGCGGGCCACCGAGAGCGCAUCCGUGGAGCGCAUGGAGACGCUGGUGCAUCUGGUGCUCUCCCAGGACCACACCAUUCGUCAGCAGGUGCAGCGGCUCCGGGAGCUGGAUCGCGAGAUCGAUCGCUACGAGGCCAAGGUGCACCUGGACCGCAUGAGGCGGCACGGAGUCAACUACGUGCAGGACACCUACUUGGUGGGCGCAGGCAUCGAGGUCGACGGGCCCAGCCCGGUAGAGGAGCCCGAGGCGGCGGCGGCGGCGGCGCCGGCGCCGGCGCCGCCGCCCCUGGACGGCGAGGCGCAGGCGGCCGCGCUGGAGGAGCUGGCCCGGCGGUGCGACGACCUGCUGCGGCUGCAGGAGCAGCGGGCCCAGCAGGAGGAGUUGCUGGAGCGCCUCUCAGCCGAGAUUCAGGAGGAGCUGAACCAGAGGUGGAUGCGGAGGCGCCAGGAGGAGCUCACCGCGCGGGAGGAGCCUCUGGAGCCUGAUGGUGGCCUCGACGGCGAGCUGCUGCUGGAGCAGGAGAGGGUCAGGACGCAGCUCAGCACCAGCCUCUACAUCGGGCUCCGGCUCAACACGGACCUGGAGGCCGUUAAGUCGGACUUGGAUUACAGCCAGCAGCAGUGGGACAGCAAGGAGCGCGAGCUGCAGGGCCUCCUCCAGACUUUGCACACGUUGGAGUUGACGGUGGUCCCCGGUGGGACUGUCGGCUCUGGCGGACCCUCCCGGGAACCGCGGCCUCAGGGCUGCGCGGAGAUGUGGGUGGACCAGGCCCGCGGACUGGCCAAGAGCUGUCCUGGCAACGACGAGGACUCGGAUACCGGGCUGAGCUCCAUGCACAGCCAGGACUCGGACUCGGUGCCCGUGUGCGAAUCUCUUGUGUAAGAGGUGUAGACCACGCUUCUCCCUUCCUCGAAGAGAGCAGUGGCCUUGGCCGGCUCAGGGACUCGAAACCAGGCAGGGGGUGGGCGGGGGAGCUCCUGCCAGGUAGCAUUGCUCUUCGCGGGGCGGGGAGGGCUGGCGACACCUGCCCGGCCAGGGAGUGUGGAGGGGGUGCGGAGGCCCGGAGGAGGCAGGCGGGUCUCCAUUCCAAGCUCUUUUAGGGGAAGGAAGGAGGGAGGAGGUGAGAACGUCCUGUAUUGGAAAACAGUCGCCCCAGGGAAACUGACGUGGUCCGAACCCAUUUUCAAAAAAAAGAAAAAGAAAAAGUGUUAUGGAGAUUUCAGCAAUCUUCUGUAUGGGAAGGACUGAUGGCAGCUAGAACUUUAGUUUGUGGCAUAAAGUGCUUUUAAAAGAAACUCUUGGAUGAGAAGGAAAUUCCUUGAAUGUUAAUUGUGACUGUGAACGUGUUAAAACUAGCCAAAGAGCGCUGGUCUCAGCCUUGCUUACAUCUCUGAUAAAACCCACAGGCACCCAAAUCCUGGCUCUUUACAUUUCUGCAGAUUGGGGGAUUUACCCAUCUGCUACACUGUUCAUCUUUUCUUUUCUUUUUUCUUUUUUUAAGGUUUAUUUAUUUUUAAGAGAGAGAGAGACAGAGACAGAGCAUGAGGGGCGAGGGGCAGAAAGAGGGGGAGACACAGAAUCCGAAGCAGGCUCCAGGCUCUGAGCUGUCAGCACGGAGCCCGACUUAGGGCUUGAACUCACCAACCGGGAGAUCAUGACCUGAGUGGAAGUCGGACACUUAACCGAUUGAGCCACCCAGGUGCCCCAUCUUUUCUUUUCAUUCAAAGGCUGAGCUGUAUGGAAGCCUAGCCUCGUAUUUCCUCCUAGCAAACACAGUAUAUGGUAAAAUAGAAUGCUUUCCCUACAAUGACCUUUUAUUAUUACAAAAGCCAAACAUAACCCUUUUGAGAUGAUAGAGAAUCCUGGGACACCUAAUCCCUGGAUACAGCUUAAUGUAGGCCCUUGGGGAUUUGCUCCUGCAGAGGUACCUGUGCCGUCCUUAAUUUUCAUUCAUGUUGCCGCUUCAUCCACUCAAUCACUGCUCCUCCAAGAAAACUAGGAGGAAAGUUGCAGAAGCCAAGUUCAGUACAACUAAAUUUGCUAUUUAAUGAGCACGCCGGUUGAAACUAAGACUUGAAAGCCAAGAUCUUUGUUAGCAUUCAGCUUUUGAACUAAGCUGUGUGAUUAAAACCAACCAUGACCUCAAGGUGUUUUACCCCCACCCAAGCCAACCUUCAGUAUCUUUGGUCAGAGAUUAAUUAGUUACUUGUCCAAGCCUAAACGGAGAGGGCAAGUAUCCAGGCUUACUAGAUAAGGCCCCCCAAAGAAAACAAAAGAAGUCAGUCUAAUAGUACACCUUGGGUGAGCAGUUUGAUUAACCGUGGCACGUAGCCAUAGAUAAAAGCAUACAAAAGUGAGCUCGAAGACAACUCGAAUGACUCUGGCUCCUGCCUUUGCAGCCGCCAGGAGAUACAAGCACAACACCUCUCUCCUAAUAGCCCGGUGACAGAGCCCUGGUGGGGACUCAGGGUAAUUGUUGCAGUUAUUUCAAUGAAAAGUUAUCAGUUGUAGCUAGUUGUUGGCCUGUGGAAGGAGCCUGUUGGCAGUGUUCCCUCUGGAGCUCAGUGCUUCUGAGGAAUGCGGGAUCUAAUCUGUCCUGAGGAGGUAUUAACAAUGGCGUGUGUGUGUGGUUUGCAGAAGCCCGGUGUCAGCCCAACCAUGCAGGGGCUGGCUCUGGUUUCAACACUGCACGUGAAGAUAACGUCAGAGGUCUUGCUUUAGAGAGAUGUUUCUUUCCUUGGAGAGGUCACGUCUUGGUCACCAGCGGGGACCUGCUCACCUGACCGCCCUCCAACCAUUUCAGCUGUUUCCUUUGGGGAGCCGGCCCUCCCCUGCCCCUUGCCGUUACAAUGCACGUGGAUGUCGCAGGUUUUCAAGGAAAAGGGGGAUUAAAAGGCCGUUUUCUUAAUUGAUGUUUUCGAAAGACAUUAGCCGGCGUAAUUACGGUGUUUUAGUUUCGCCCGAUGCGGAAAACGUCUACGCAUUUGGUCUUGAGCGUGACUGAAAUGGGGAAGGGACCGGAAGAGGGCCACUGCCCCCUAGAUGAUCAUUUGAUCUCCUAAACACAAAGCUUAAUGAUAGCUUCCCUUUUGAGGCAGAGGCACAAUCCUCGUUAGAGGGUGACAGACGCUGCUUGUCUGAAUGGCUUCUGCUGGCAAUGGGCUGACCUGGUGGUUUUAAAAUUAUUGUGUUUUUUUCCUCCCUUUUUUUUUUUUUAAUCCCCCAGAGUGGUAGGGGAGGUGGUUCUUAGAUGUUUAUUAACUCAAAAGAGAAUACAGAAGUUGGCAGAACAGGACUGCCUGGCAGAAAGGGGCUGUUUUCCUUUUCACUAUUAUUAUUUUAAACUUUGACGGGCUGCUGACAUCAGCAAAUAUGCCCGAAGCCUGUAAAGCAAAUGAGCCACAUCACAGGGAGAAGGGCUGUGAGGUUUUCUGGUGCCCUCUUUCCAGAGCCUUCCUGUCCCGUCUACCUGGAGAUGCUUCUCCAGUCAACACUUCGGGCAGCGAGGAGGCUCUGUUUAUAACAAAGGGCAGCCCAGUCUGCCCCCUUUCUCCUUUCAUCCGAGUCACUUACGACCCCAAGAGCCACUCCCUGUGUGGGUAGGAGAAGGAACAGGAGGUGAAAAAGAAAGGAGACAAUAGUUCCUUUUACUAAGAACUUUCCCACGCCUGAGAAAACGUGAAAUUUGGAUAUCAAAAGGACCGAAACAGUGCCUGUGCCUAGAAAGUGCCUAACAAAUGCGAGAUAUUUUGAAAACGUCAUUUCAUUUAGAAAAUAAUCCUCAUGGCAUAUUAAAAAAUAUGCAUCAUGAAUGCACAGCGGUGGAAGCAUCCACUCAGGAUGUCAGAGCCCCUGGGAGAAGGAACUCAUCUCCUGCUUUCCCCGCAGAACAGGAAACCCCUGAGAAGAAGCAGCAAGCCUGUGCAGGACAGUGUGAAACAGAGGGGGCUCCCACCAACCCACCCCUUCCUUGCUGGGAGCUGAUAGAAUUUACCGUAACUUUGAUCUAAAUUAUCCCAUUCUCCACCAUCUCCCAAACCAAAAAGACUUCCCCUGGCAUCUCUGUCUGUUUACAUAUAAAACACGGUGGUGAUGAUUUGCUAAUUAGACAACUUACAUUCCAUGGUCCUUAUGAUGAACCUAACAAUAACGUAAGUAAAAAGAAAGAAAAGUCACUCAAAAUCCUGUCACCGAAAGCUUAUCGCUACCAAAAUUGGGCAUGUUUUCCUUCCCAACCUUUUGAAUUGUGAUUUCAUAUUUUGCUGGGGUUUUCUUGUUUUUUGUUUUUGUUUUUGUUUUUGUUUUUUUGAGAGCACCAGCGGGGAAGGGGCAGAGAGAGGGGGAGAGAAUCCUAAGCAGACUCACGACUGUGAGAUCAUGACCCGAGCCAAAAUCAAGAGUUGCGUGCUUAACCACUGAGCCACCCAGGUGCCCCAUAUUCUGCUUCUUUUAAAAUAUAUAUAUACUUUAAAUGAGGUCGUAUGUAUGCUUUUAUGCUCGGGUUUUGACCUGAGGCUCUAUCCAUCUGGUGGAUACACCAUAGUGCAUAUAACUGUUCUCAUGUUAGUAAGUUAUUCCCAGUGUUUUUUUUACUGUUAUAAAAUAACACUGUGACAUGUUCCUUUGUGCACAUUUCUGUUUUCCCCAAUAAGAUGGAAAGAGACUUCCCAGGCCAAAGAGUGCAAACAUUUAAGGACUUGGUACUUAAUCAUCAACUUUCUUUUCAAAAGAUUUGUUCUAAUAACAAGCUGCUAUGUGUGAUGGGGUCUAUUUCACCACCCCUUGGCUUUCAUUAGAUAUUACGUUUUGUUAAGAAAAUAUUUUUUUAAUGUUUAUUUAUUUUAGAGAGAGAGAGCGCGCUAGUGGGGGAGGGGCAGAGAGAGAGGAAAACACAGAAUCUGAAGCAGGCUCCAGGCUCUGAGCUGUGUCAGCACAGAGCCCAAUACGGGGCUUCAACUCACAAACUGGAAGAUCAUGACCUGAGCCGAAGUUGGACGCUUAACUAACUGAGCCCCCCAGGCGCCCCAUUGUUAAGAAAAUAUUUUAACUAAAAUUAAUUAAAUAGUUCUUUGUGGCCCCAGGAAUGCAGGGCUGGCAACCACUGACUUAAAAUAUUCUUAAAACAGAAAUGUGGGUCAUCCAACGGAAGUGUUAAGAGGAUGCGGUGCUUUCCCUUCUUCCUGUUUUCCGUGUCUUCCCUGAACACCUGCUUUGGAAUAGCGAUCCUGUCUCCUAUCAGAGCUGGCCAACAAUGAGCGAGAUAAGGAGAAUUAACAAAUAAGAGAAACAGAUUUAUAAAAGACAAACAUUUAUUAUAUUUUUCACCCUGAGUCUAUGAGAAAAGGUUAUUCUUAGAAGGUGAUGAGAGAGGGGCACCUGGGUGGCUUAGUUGGUUGAGCCUCCAACUUCGGCUCAGGUCGUGAUCCCCCAGUUUGUGAGUUCAAGCCCCACAUUGAGCUCUCUGCUGUCAGCACAGAGCCUGCUUCAGCAACUCUGUCUCCCUCUCUUUCUGCCCCAACCCCGCUCGUGCUCUCUCAAAAAUAAACAUUAAAAAAAUUAUUUUUUAAAAAGGGGAUGAUAUAAGUCGCGUUUGAUUUUCUGCUUCUCCCUACCCACUCCCAUCUGAAAUUAAAUCAACAUAAAAUAAAUACAUAAGCCCAUUUGCUUAUUAACAGCCUCUAAUGAACAGUUUUGAUUUUUCUGGGAACUUCUUUCUACAUGUAAUAAAACACCUGAGCUUAUUCUUGGAAGGGGAACAUUUGACCAUGAAAUUUGUAAAACUAUGAAUGUGGAAAUGUUUGAAAUAUAUUGUUCUAAACAGACGGAAAGGAGGACGAUAAGGAACUAUUUUUUGCUGAGUACUUUCCAAACAUCAGAUCCUUGGGCUGAGUGUUGUUGCAUGCAUUUUCUCUGCAUUCAUCUUGUGAGAUAGAACUUUCUAAAAAAAUUUUUAAUGUUUA